UGACUGUUCUAUUAUUAUAUAUAUAUGUUAUUUAUGAUAUUGGCCGUGUUUCAAAAUCUAUAGUUCACGUAACAUAUUGUAGAUUUCUAGUACUGGCAGUGAAUUUUGGAAAAGGACCACUGUCAUCACGAUCCUGACACUCGAUACGCGAUACUCCUGACACAAAUAUGGAUCGCUUUUCAUGUGUUGUUUAUUUGUCAAUCAUUAUCACUUAUCGUACAUAUUUUUUCUGAUUUCUUCGAGCAGAUAAAUGUCCUAAUUCGAUAAACAAUCAUGUCAUUGGAUCAGACAGUGUGUGAAGACCUGAAAGCUUUCGAAAGACGACUCACCGAAGUUAUUGCUAGUCUACAACCAGCCACCACGCGAUGGAGAAUGCUACUGGGUUUAAUCUCCAUCUGCACCGCUAUUGGUGCCUGGCAUUGGCUGACAGAUCCCAAUACAUCAGCAGUAUCUUUUACGCAGAGUUUAUGCAAUCAUCCAUUCUUUACAAUGGCUAGUAUAAUAUUAGUGAUAUUAUUUAUGAUGGGAGUGCAUAGAAGAGUGAUAGCACCCAGUAUUAUAACUCAGCGAGCCAGAAGCGUGCUUAGCGAUUUUAAUAUGAGUUGUGACGAUACUGGAAAGUUGAUUUUGAAGCCCACUAGAUCUCCGCAUCCUCAUGAGACUUAAGAAAUGUUUAUACCUAUAAAUAAAAAUAUGUAAAUGUUAAUAUAGAAUAUACGUAUGUAUAUACAUAAUAAUUUUUUUUUACUAUAAGAUAUUCUAACAUCAUGAUAAAAGUUUGGAUUUGUGUAUUUUAAGACUUACUAGAAUUUUAUUGAAUUAUAUAUAAUAUAUAUAUAUAUAUAUAUAUAUAUAUAUAUAUAUAUAUAAAAUCUUUUAUAGUGCAUAUGAGUUUGUACACUUCAACAUAAUGUAUAAUAAAUAUAUAUAUGUGUUGGAACACUUCAUGGACGAUUUUGCAUGUCAUCCUUGCACAGGGGGACAUGCUACUCUUUUAUAUAUUGUUCCAAUUUUGAUAUAUGUAUUGUCAUAUAAUGAUCUCUAAGAUAUGUUAUUACAUUUAGGAAAAUAUAUAAUAAUUUAGAUCUAUUCAUGAAAAUAUAGAAAAAGAAAUACUAUAUACUAGUAUGUAUAUAAGUGUAUUUUAAAUAUAAAUAGUUUAAAUCAAUAAUUGUAUUACAGAUUUAUUAGAUUAAAACUAUAAUAUUGUAUCAUAAA
Messenger RNA from Cataglyphis hispanica, 1218 nucleotides. It is a transcript of the gene Cnep1r2, whose product is annotated as nuclear envelope phosphatase-regulatory subunit 1-like. Gene Ontology annotation, cellular component: Nem1-Spo7 phosphatase complex; cytoplasm. Bases 274 to 666 code for a protein of 130 amino acids. The record is from RefSeq and is a predicted model, not a curated record. The transcript is spliced from 4 exons. NCBI's taxonomy places the organism in Eukaryota, Metazoa, Arthropoda, Insecta, Hymenoptera, Formicidae.